GCAGCGCAGAAUAUCGCCCGGGUGGAAAUGGCUUUGGGGAUCUAUAGUUCCAGUUUGAUAAAUGCAAACGAAAUGUUAUACGCACAUGCGGAUUUGAAAGAAUCAGUCUGGUGAAAAUGUUUUGAACGGUACUAGAAACAUGGCAGCGCAGUGAGCCUGGUUAUAAUCUGAAAAUUACUUUAGCAUGGAGGGCUUCCCAUUCCCUGUAGCUGGAAAGCUGUAUGAAGAAACUUCUAGAAAAGACCAGGGAGCCAGCGGAGAGACCAAAGAGAAACCUUGCCGAGCGUGCUCGGACUUUAAAUCAUGGAUGAAAUUUCAGAAGAAACAGACGUCUUCAGUCACAGCACAGGAGACACAGGUAGCUGAGGAGAAUGAGAAACCUGUGGAGUGUCCCCUGGACAGACAGGAACUGGGGAGGAGUUCUUGGUCUGUUCUCCACACUAUGGCAGCAUAUUACCCUGAUACACCCACCAAAACACAACAAGAAGAGAUGACUCAAUUCAUCAACCUGUUUUCGAAAUUCUUCCCAUGUGAAGAAUGCGCUGAGGACCUAAGAGCCAGAUUGAAAACAAACCAACCAGACACCAGCAGUCGUCACCAUCUCUCACAAUGGCUCUGUCUUCUUCAUAAUGGCAUCAAUGUCCGAUUAGGAAAGCCAGAGUUCGACUGCAGUAAAGUGGAUGAGCGGUGGAGAGAUGGCUGGAAAGACGGCUCUUGUGAUUGACGAGCCCAAAUCAAUUCACAGAGGAAAAUAAAACAGACCUGUAACUUUCCUUGACCUUUCAGCGUUUGGUCGUAAAUAAGUAUGGCUUACUGUGUGUAGCGUAUCCUAUAGAAACAUGUAAUACAUGAUAAAUAAAGUACUGCUCUGUCACCUAG
This is a messenger RNA of Ictalurus punctatus (channel catfish), 879 nucleotides long. It is a transcript of the gene gfer, whose product is annotated as growth factor, augmenter of liver regeneration (ERV1 homolog, S. cerevisiae). The transcript is spliced from 4 exons. Gene Ontology annotation, cellular component: mitochondrion. Gene Ontology annotation, molecular function: flavin-dependent sulfhydryl oxidase activity; flavin adenine dinucleotide binding. Bases 185 to 724 code for a protein of 179 amino acids. Lineage: Eukaryota; Metazoa; Chordata; Actinopteri; Siluriformes; Ictaluridae. The record is from RefSeq and is a predicted model, not a curated record.